Molecule: messenger RNA, 3766 nt
Organism: Amphiprion ocellaris (clown anemonefish)
Lineage: Eukaryota; Metazoa; Chordata; Actinopteri; Pomacentridae
Product: zinc finger protein with KRAB and SCAN domains 8-like
Exons: 5
Coding region: 168-2093 (641 amino acids)
Biological process (GO): regulation of transcription by RNA polymerase II
Molecular function (GO): DNA-binding transcription factor activity; RNA polymerase II cis-regulatory region sequence-specific DNA binding
Source: RefSeq, a predicted model, not a curated record
CGCCGCGAAGCCCCGCCCCUCAAGCCGCUGUCACUGCCGCAGCAGCAGAUAUGGCUUCUGUUAGCUGAACGCUGCUGGUACUGGAGAUGAUUUGACCCGUUUCCUCUCACCCUUUUACUAUUUAUUUAGCUUAUUCAACACACAGACGGUCAAAAUUUAAACCCAGGAUGUGCUCCGUCGUCGGUUGUGAUUCGUUUCGUAGAAAUGCGAAGCGGUUUAAGUUACCAGAGGACCCGGAGGAGAGGCUUGAAUGGGUCCAGUUUGUUCUGGAAGUCAACGGACAGCGACUGAAAGAAUCCUCCUGGACUGAUAUCACCAUCUGUAGUGAACAUUUUACUACUGACUGCUUUGUAGACCAGAGUUUACAGCUGAGGUCCGGUUCUGUCCCAUCACUGUGUGUCAAGUCAGAGGAAGCUCAGGAGACUGCGGAAACCACAGAAGUUUUUCCUCAGGAUGAUCAACUCAGAGCAUGUGACAGUCUGACGUCUGCUUCAGAAAAGUCUUCCAUUUGUAUGAGUGCCCCAGAAAGCCCAGUGCCAAGUGACACCUCUGAUUCUUUCUCUGAUUAUGGAUCCUUGCUACAAAAAGUUGUGAACAUUGAUAUGAUCCGAGAAAAAGCUGCUCUUCUUCAGAUGAAAGGGAAGUAUGUUGUGAAUGAAAACCAACUCCUCCAGCUGUUCAACAGCAUGUGCCCUUUCUGCGGUUCUAAAGUAAAUGUGGAGAAGACUAUCCACGGGGUCGUCAUCGUCCUGAACCAGCAGUGCCUGAGCUGUGACUACAGGAACCAGUGGAAAAGUCUGGUCGGUGCCAGCGUCCCUGCAGCUGAAGAUAAACCCCCGUCAGGAGACACGGAAGUCAAAUCAGAGAUGGUGUCAGUGGAUGACAAUCAAAGCAGCAUCACAUGUGUCUCUGAGUCAGUUGAAGUUACUGAUAAGCAGAGUGAGCCUGCAGACGAAGCAGAGGAGUCCAGUGAUGAAGGCGGCAUAGACUCAGAUGAGAACUGGAAGCCAGUGAUACAGCGUUCGCUUCCAAAUGAGGUUCAGAGUGAUUCUGAAGAGGAAAGUGAAAGUGAAUAUGAAGAUGAUGAUCUGUCCCUCUUCCCCCAGCACAGUCAGCUCUGCACGGAUUGUGGAAAGUUUUUUAAUAAAAGAAAGUCGCACACCUGCGAGCACAAAAUAAAGCCCUAUUCUUGCUAUAUUUGUGGCAAAAGGUGUGUCAGUGAGAUCGCUCUAAAUUCUCACAGCAGGAUCCACGAUGAAAACUAUGAGCAUCGGUGCAAAUACUGCCACGUUACAUUCAAAACAAAGGUGGCUAAAAUGACCCAUGAGCAGACCCACCAAACUGAAGGAAAACCCUAUAAAUGCCCAGACUGUUCAGAGACAUUUGCCUCUAAUAAGGAGCGAACACUUCACCUGGAAGACCACAGAGGCCCCAGGCAGUUAAAAUGUCACAUCUGUGGGAUUGAAUUCAGCCGCCCUACUCCUCUCCAGAGACACUUGGCGGUUCAUACUGGAGCAAAGCCUUUUAAGUGCUCGGUGUGCCAACGUGGCUUCAACCAGCCGAGUCACCUGAAAUCCCACAUGCGCCUGCACACAGGGGAGAGACCUUACAAGUGUCAGCACUGUGAUAAAUGCUUCAAUCACAACGUGAGCUUGAAGAGUCACAUCCAGCGUUACCACACAUCCAGCUCUGGAUGUGAGCAGAAUACAUGUAAAGUAAACAAAAUUGUGAGUGAUAGAGAGAAAGAACAGGAUAAAGAAAAGGAGGUGCAGAAAGAGAGGGUACAUGUGCCAAAAAAGAGGAGCAGCGGUAGACCCAUAGGACGGCCUAAGAGAAAUACACCAGGAGAAAUGCAAGGUUCAAAUAAGACCGCCAAAGUAAAAGCACGGAAGAGAGCACACUACAGUGAUAAAGAUUGUGAUGAUGAGCCAAUUAAACAUGACGUAACUGUGGAGGAGGAGGAGAGGAGGGAGCAAGCCACCGCACGGAAAUCAAAAGGAAGACCAAAAAACUCUGACUGUGACUCACGGAAGCGUCAGAGAAGACCAAGAAGAAUCGGGCAGUUAAAGACUCUUAGAAAGACACUGACCUAAAAAAAAACAUUAUUGAGGUCAAGAGAAAGUUAUACAUGAAAUAUGAAACAUGAAGGACUAAACAUAAACUGGGGUAUCUUCAGAUUUCAUUAUUUUUUACUGUUCAGACUAUUUCACCUUUUUAAUCCAGUUAAUUGGUCAGAGGUGGGUAAAAGUAAAUGAAACUGGCAAGAUUUUAAGUGCCUGUUUUCUGCCAUAAGGAGGCCAUAUGCUGUAUAAGAGGAUGAAAAGUGCGACUUGCUCAUAUAUUAGUGCCAUCUGUUCUGUACUACAGUUUGUCCUCCGUUGGGUUAGUGUGUACAAUUAGGCCUGUGCGAUAAGGCAAUAAUCUUUCUUACUGGUGAUAGACUUUUCAUCUAUACAAGAAGAAAGUUACUCAGUAGAAACCAUUACGGGCAGAGCUCCACAAACCAAACAUUACGAAAACGUAAAGUUUUAUAAACAAACUUCGUCGCCUCUAAGCAGCCUGUGUACCUUGACAGUAAAGCCCUAUUUGCCCUGUUCUCCUGUGGAGGUCUCCCAAGAUGUGCUAGUCUGCCGCCAGCUGGGCCUCUCGUCACCGCUGUCCUCCACCACCUCCACCCAAUAAACACACUCCCUGUGAUCUGCUGUAGGGGUUGACAUCAGGGUGUAUCUGGGGCCUAUUCAGUGAUUCCCAGUCCAAGCCAGACACUCAGCUUUGCCUUGUGAUUUACUUGCUUUUUUGUUGUUUUAUAUGUAUGAAUGUAAGAUAAUUUAUUCAUCGUUAUUUAUUUUAAUUUCUUAAUUAAGGCCAGGAGAAAAUAAGGUUUGAUUUAUAUUUAUCCACCUUACUUUGAAUUUAACCACUUCAGCCUAUUUAUCAAGGUGCGCAGGUAAUAAUUUUAACAUUAACGAAACAACAGAUUAAAACAAUACGGGCAUAGAAAUAAAUUUAAACACCUCAUUGUAAAAAUUGUAGAUUAAUACUGAAGACAUCAAAACUACAAAAGAAUGCAUAUGGAAUUAUUUUGUACACAAAAACAGUGUCAAUCCCAGCCCUUUUUAUAGUUAUCAGAGGGUUGAGGGUGCAUUUCAACACCUUUGAUCAAAGAGAACCUGAAAAGCAACUUUGUAGUUGUGCAAGAAGCUCAUGACUCAAAAAGGAAUACAGCAGUUUGAUUGAGGAACUAGAGGUUUCCCCAGUAGGUGUUUAUAAUGUCAUAAUGAAUUUCUAUAAUGUUAACAAGAAAAGCACUCAGAGAGCGCAGUACUCCGCCAAAGCCGCUCAGUUGUUGAAUCAUUUCUGACAGAUAAGUCCCGAUAAGUCUGCAGCGGUUGGUUUGUAGUAGGAUCACCAUCAUGUGAUCGUCAGCAGGCAGCUGACGUAGUGUUCACUUGUAGUCAUAGUUACAGUGACGCUGUACUGCUAUCUCAUAAUGAUACAGAAAUCCUUAACAAAUCUGUGGAUUCGUGGAUCCAGACUAUAAGCCACAUCACUGCCAAAAUUUAAUUAAUUGGUCCUUGUGUCAUUUCUGACCUUCCCUGAAAAUUUCAUCCAGAUCCGUUAGUCCAUUUUUGAGUAAUAUUGUGAACGGAUAGACAAACAAACCAAUGGCGAUAGUCACAUAACUCCGCUGCGUUCUUUGGCGGAGUAAUUAUAAUUAUAACAAAUUAUUGUUCUUUUUUGCAGAUAAAUAAGAAACUAAUGUCAA